This is a messenger RNA of Nematolebias whitei (Rio pearlfish), 2123 nucleotides long. RefSeq names its product collagen beta(1-O)galactosyltransferase 2b (gene colgalt2b). The record is from RefSeq and is a predicted model, not a curated record. The transcript is spliced from 12 exons. Bases 44 to 1891 code for a protein of 615 amino acids. NCBI's taxonomy places the organism in Eukaryota, Metazoa, Chordata, Actinopteri, Cyprinodontiformes, Rivulidae. Gene Ontology annotation, molecular function: procollagen galactosyltransferase activity.
AGGGACUCCGGGCUGCAGGUCACGCGGGAAUCUGGGAGCCAAGAUGCGGGCUGUCGGGGCCGCGGGAGUCGGUGUGCUGUGGGCGGUGCUGGUGGCUCUGGUGCCGGGCGGCGUGUCGGAACUGGUCACGCUGGUGCAGGAGCGGGUCCAGCCCGAGUCCUCGCUGCUGCCGCCGAAGGUCCUGAUCGCGAUCCUCGCGCGCAACGCGGCGCACAGCCUGCCGCACCACCUGGGCUGCCUGGAGCGGCUGGAGUACCCGAAGGAGCGCGUCGCCAUCUGGGCCGCAACCGACCAUAAUGUGGACAACACCACUGCCAUGAUGAGAGAAUGGCUGAAGAAAGCCCAGCGUGUCUAUCACUACGUGGAGUGGAGGCCGAUGGAGGAGCCCAGGUCUUACACGGAUGAGUGGGGCCCGAAACACUGGCCUCCUUCCAGAUUUAACCACGUUAUGAAGCUGAGACAAGCGGCUCUGAAGGCGGCGCGGGAACGAUGGGCUGACUAUGUCCUGUUUGUCGACAGUGACAACCUGCUGACCAACCCUCGAGUGCUGAACUUGCUGAUGGCGGAGAACUUGACCCUGGUGGCUCCCAUGUUGGAGUCUCGCUCUCUGUACUCCAACUUCUGGUGUGGCAUCACCCCACAGGGUUACUACCUGCGAACCCCAGAAUACCAGCCCAUCCGGGAGUGGAAGAGGCUCGGCUGUUUUCCUGUUCCCAUGAUCCACAGCACCUUCCUGUUGGACCUGCGCCGUGAAUCCAGCCGGGACCUAACCUUCUACCCUCCUCACCCGGACUACAGCUGGGCGUUCGAUGACAUCAUGGUGUUCGCCUUCUCCGCACGUCAAGCAGGUGUGCAGAUGUAUGUGUGUAACAAAGAACACUACGGUUUCCUUCCUGUUCCUCUCAAGCCUCAACAAAGUGUGGAAGAUGAAAGAGAGAAUUUUAUACACACCAUUACAGAAGCGCUGAUUGACCAUGACAUCGACCCCUCAGAGUUCAUCUACCCACCUCCUGCGCCCAUGUCCAAGAUAGGAUUUGACGAAGUUUUUCUGAUUAAUCUGAAACGCAGGCUUGACAGAAGAACCAGGAUGUUGAAAACAAUGGCCUCUCUGGGCCUUCACGCCACACUGAUCGAUGCGGUGGACGGCAAGGCUCUGAAUGUGUCUCAGCUCCAGGCGCUGGGUAUUGAAAUGAUGCCGGACUACAAGGAUCCAUACUCUGGCCGUAUCCUAACCAGGGGGGAGAUCGGCUGCUUCCUGAGCCAUCACUCUAUAUGGACACAGGUGGUGGAACGCAGCCUCCAGAAGGUUCUAGUUUUAGAGGAUGAUGUGAGGUUUGAGCCCAGGUUUAAACGGAGGCUUCAGGCCAUCAUGGAUGACAUAGACAGAACCCAGCUGGACUGGGACCUCAUCUACGUGGGGCGUAAACGGAUGCAGGUGCAGCAGCCAGAGCAGUCAGUGGAGGGUGUAAACAACUUGGUUGAGGCCGACUAUUCCUACUGGACCCUCGCCUACGCGCUGUCACAGCAAGGAGCCAGAAAGUUACUGGCUGCUCAGCCUUUGGCCAAGAUGCUCCCCGUCGACGAAUUUCUUCCCGUCAUGUUCAACAAACACCCCAACGCUCAGUACAUGUCUCACUUUGAGCGCCGGGACCUGAGGGCCUUCUCCUUGGAGCCACUACUCAUCUACCCCACCCACUACACCGGAGAGCCGGGCUACAUCAGUGACACGGAGACCUCCACCAUCUGGGACGAUGACGCCGUGGCCACAGACUGGGACCGGCAGCACGCCCGCAAGACGGCCCAGCAAGGCCGCAUCCGGCCCAUGGCACAGAACAGCGUCACCGGAGACUCGCCACCUCCUGCAGCUCGAGCAUCACGAGACGAACUCUGACCCGGAGACGUGCAGACGUACACCAUGAAGGUUCUCACACUUGAAAAGACACUGAAGCUGGAGGAGAUGUCCGUCUUAUCUGCUGCCUGAGGAGGGGACAGUAACAAAACAGACGAUGAGCUGAAGCUGGAAUGAAAACGAGCACAACGUUAUUUAUUCUCCAUGCAUUUCUGGUGUGCACGAGGACUGGAUCACAUCCUGAAGAUGGCUAGCAUCAUUUUCAAAAUGUGAA